CGUAAUAAUGAAUGACUUUCUACUGUUGCUAUUGGAUAAAUACAAUUUACGAUAACUGAUUUUAUUUGAUUUUACAGACCCUUUUAAAAGAAGCCAACAAACAAGAGCUCCAAACGGUAGAAAUCAAAUCAACAACCGAAGAAGAAUUUGCAGCAAAAUAUUCCAGUGCACUCAAUGAUUUGCGAGAAGCAUUGGAACUAGAAUCUGAAGUAAUGAAGAAAAUUCGAAACGGAAUAUCGAUUGGCAGUAUGACAAAAGUUAAUCUUCUCACUAAGCUAAAAAAUCAGGUAGAUAUUGCAUAUUCUACUGAAAUAAUCAAGUCCCUCAAAUAUCUACCUAAAAGCUGGACAAAUGAGGCAAUAGAAAUCAGAGCAUUAGAGCAAGCGAAAAAAGAACGACAAAAAUAUAAGCCAGUAAAACCAGGGGAUAUUCCUGUUGCCGUAAGUUCAAAUACAUCUACCAACAUUGAUGCAGCUGGCGAGAGUAACAGCUGUAAAAAAAUAGUAAAAGAAGGUUACGAACCUGGCAGUGAUACAGUAGCGGAUGGUUUUGAUUCCGAAACAGCUUCUGGUACAAAUGAAGUUACCACAAUCGAAACCAAUGGUAAAAAAUUGAAAAAAAUGAAACAAAGGAAACGAAAACUAUCGGAUGAUCUUGCAAACUUGUCUAAUGCACGCAAUGAUUCCACUAUUGAGGAUCAUGGAAUAGAGCCAAAAGUAAAACGUAUUCAAAAAAAGACUCUGGCUAGCACAUGCGAUGGAAGUGACUUGAAAAAAGUGUCCGUAAAAGAAAAGAAACAACGCUGGAGAAAAUUGAAACAAGUUCUGGACAACAAGGCUGUAGUAUAA
This is a messenger RNA of Anopheles nili, 848 nucleotides long. RefSeq lists its product as uncharacterized. The coding region runs from base 213 to 848 and encodes 211 amino acids. The record is from RefSeq and is a predicted model, not a curated record. The transcript is spliced from 2 exons. NCBI's taxonomy places the organism in Eukaryota, Metazoa, Arthropoda, Insecta, Diptera, Culicidae.